AUGGCAGCGACACCAGCACGCAGAGGCGUCUCCGCCCUGCUCUCCGCUUCGUCAUCAAGAACAAUCGCCAAUCGGAUACAGCAGCGGGGCUUCACCUCGUCCCGCAUCUUCGCCGCAUACGCGACUGCACCCAGGCCAGCAGCGACGAGCACGACAAGCACAACCAGUACCUCCACAGCUGCCAAGCCAGCAACUACAGCGUCAACAGCGGCAAAACCCGCGACCACAGCGACCCCACAGCGGACAGUACAACCCCAAUUUGUCGCUAAAGAACCGCCCAUACCAACAACACGCAAUGCCACUGCAGACAGCGCAGCUUCCGCAGCCCGCAAACAACGCUCCCUCACCGACGGACUCUCCGAUGCCCCGCCCGAGCUGGAAGGCGUACCAGCGAUAGACUGGACACGCUCGUACCAUGGUCUCGGCUCCGUAUCGUUUACACCCGAACAAGGAGAAUUGCUACUCGCGCCUAUCACGCAGGACGACGUGGAGGUGAAGCCUGAUGGUAUCAUAUACUUACCUGAGAUCAAGUACAGGCGGAUAUUGAACAAGGCGUUCGGACCUGGAGGGUGGGGUCUUGCGCCGAGAGGCGAGAGUAUUGUUACGGGCAAGUUGGUGACGAGGGAGUAUGGACUUAUUGUGCAGGGACGACUUGUCUCCAUCGCCCGUGGCGAGCAACAAUACUUCGACCCCGACGGCAUUCCCACUGCGACCGAAGGCUGCAAAUCGAACGCCCUGAUGCGAUGUUGCAAAGACCUGGGUAUCGCGUCUGAACUCUGGGAUCCGCGCUUCAUUCGGGAUUUUACGAAUAAGAUGACGAAGGAGGUGUGGGUGGAGCACGCGAGUACGAAGAAGAAGAGGAAGAUUGUGCUGAGGAAGGACGAUACCGCCAAGUAUCCGUACAAGGAGGUGAAGUUGUAA
Messenger RNA from Alternaria ethzedia, 921 nucleotides. RefSeq lists its product as uncharacterized. Gene Ontology annotation, molecular function: single-stranded DNA binding. Gene Ontology annotation, cellular component: mitochondrial chromosome; mitochondrial nucleoid. The coding region runs from base 1 to 921 and encodes 306 amino acids. NCBI's taxonomy places the organism in Eukaryota, Fungi, Ascomycota, Dothideomycetes, Pleosporales, Pleosporaceae. Gene Ontology annotation, biological process: recombinational repair; interstrand cross-link repair. The transcript has 2 exons. The record is from RefSeq and is a predicted model, not a curated record.